AUGUCUUUGAACGGUAACACUGACAAGGCUGUUAGUCUUCUGAGAGAAGCAGCUAGUUUGCUCGCUAGAGAUCGAGAGUCUGACGACACAGCUGUUUCAACUGCAGGAAGAGUUGUUACAGGGACUGAAACAGUGGUGACGAACUCUGUAUCCAGUUCGAGUCAUGACCAAAACCGGGUGCUUCAAAAUUUCAGGUCACUGUUUUCUGGCUACCGAACAACUAACCCUGGUACCUCAACCUUUCCCAAAAGGUCAGAGUCGAAAUCUUUUCCUCCAGCGAAAAGAAGCCGGUCGUCACAUGGAGGAGGAUACUAUCGAGUUCGAGAGACCUGGACGCGGGAAUUCGUAUGUAUGGUGAACAAAGAUAGUCAAUCAGUAGCAACUAAGGCGGAUAAAUUAACCCUGCUUGCAGCAGGUUUGGGCCGCAAGAAGCUAACGUUUGGGAACAGAGACGACGCUCCAACUUUCAAAAGAAAAAUGGAAGAUGCAUACCCGAAACUAAAAGAGGGUAGUGGAUUCGAACUACUCAGGAGUGGCGCAAGGCCAGGCGAGUUACUGCUUAUUAAGCCUCCUCCUUCUGGCUACACUGUUCCAUUUCUCAGGGAUGGAGCUGGGUUGGGCCAGGCUCUUAUUUAUAUAAGGCCUAUUCAAGAAAACCUUGACGAGACUGAGGUGAAACAAGAAGUGGUGAGUCUGUAAUUAUGCAUUCAUCUAAAGCCCUGCAGGAUAGUUUCCCCCAGGUCUCCUUCCCCUGUGGGCACCUCCAACGCUAUCCUAAAAUUAUUCUGCAUAAGCACCCCAGGUAAUUAUUUGAGGAUUUACAGUAGUUAAAUUUAAUGAAUAGAAACUACUCCAAGCUCCAAGUUCAACCCCAUAUGUUUAUUAUGCAUAUGUUUAUUAUACAUGCAGUAAUCUCAUACUAUUUCACAUAAGUAGUUUAAUAUGAACAUGCAUGCAUAAUAAAAUUAAUGUAUGGGGUUGUACGGAAAUCUUACCCUCCAAGUUAUCUGUCUUUGAACUUUGAAAUUAUUCUGUUAAUUUUCAGGAAGAAAGUGAUGCACUGGCUCUUGUUCCAUGUUUGGCUUGUGGAAAAUCAGUCUCAAUGUCAUUGCUCAGAGAGCAUCACCAGAAAUGUUCAGCACAAAGGUUUGUGGGAAGAAGCAUAUUUUAAAAAAAUAUAUCACAAGCUUAAGUUUACUUUAUCUAAAAUGGCUGUCAUGCAACUGUUCAAGACUUAACAUUUUUAUCUACACGGUAUUUCCAUUCAGCCAGUUAGUAGCAACAGUCAUGAUUUGUAUCUUGGUUUCUACAGACUUUUGAAUUAAGUUCAAUUCAAGGAAAACUUGUUGUAACUGAUCUUUUACACAUUUCUGUUUGCAGAAUUUCCCUAGAUGAUGACAGUGAUGGAUACCCAGAUAUAUCAUUGCCUACUAAAAGGCUG
Messenger RNA from Porites lobata, 1441 nucleotides. The record is from the annotation of a GenBank genome assembly. Lineage: Eukaryota; Metazoa; Cnidaria; Anthozoa; Scleractinia; Poritidae.